AAACUCGCCUUCAAGCUUUGGCACAACUCACAAUCCAAAUCACAUCUAUACUUCGCUGUACUCCCUUUGAACUUCGUCAUUUCCCCACUUUUCCGAUGAACCCAUGACCACCACCGCCUUUUCCUUUUCCUCACCUCCCUUUCAAUUCCCCGUCCCCGAUUUAAUGGCCUCCGACUGCGCCCCCGACGACUCCUACUGCCCCUCCCCGGCCCAAAACCCGACUCCGACUCCGACUCUUCCCCCGGCCCAGCUCCUCAACCUCUCCUUCAACCAGGACCACGGCUGCUUCGCCGCCGGCACCGACCUCGGCUUCCGCAUCUACAACUGCGACCCCUUCCGCGAGAUCUUCCGCCGCGACUUCGGCCCACGCGGCGCCGUCGGGCUGGUCCAGAUGCUCUUCCGCUGCAACAUCCUCACCAUCGUCGGCGGCGGCCCCGACCCCCUCUACUCGCCCAACAAGGUCAUGAUCUGGGACGACCACCAGUCCCGCUGCAUCGGCGAGCUCUCCUUCCGCUCCGAGGUCAAAGCCGUCAAGCUCCGCCGCGACCGCAUCGUCGUCGUUCUGGUCCAGAAGAUCUUCGUCUACAAUUUCGCCGAUUUGAAGCUUCUCCACCAGAUUGAGACCAUCGCCAACCCCAAGGGACUCUGCGAGGUCUCGCACGUCGGCCCUCAGGCGGUGCUCGUCUGCCCGGGGCUCCAGAAAGGUCAAAUUCGGGUCGAGCAUUACGGGUCGAAGCGGACCAAGUUUAUUAUGGCCCACGAUUCCAGGCUGGCCUGCUUCGCUCUCACGCAGGACGGCAGGUUGCUGGCUACGGCCAGCAGUAAAGGGACUUUGAUCAGAGUUUUCAAUACUCUGGAUGGUUCAUUGCUGCAAGAGGUAAGGAGAGGAGCAGAUAGAGCAGAGAUACAUAGUCUUGCUUUCUCUGCUAGUGCCCAAUGGCUAGCUGUCUCGAGUGACAAGGGAACUAUCCAUGUUUUCAAUCUGAAGGUUGAUUCAGGAUCCUUGGGGAAUAUCAGUCCAUCAGAAUCCAGUCCUCCUCAUCCAUCAGGCGUUUCAUCUCUCUCUUUCAUGAAAGGUGUUCUGCCAAGGUAUUUCAGCUCAGAAUGGUCAGUGGCUAAAUUUCACUUGCACGAAGGUUUGGAGUACAUUGUUGCCUUCGGCCACCAGAAGAACACUGUCGUGGUUCUAGGCAUGGAUGGAAGCUUCUAUCGAUGUGAAUUUGACCCUGUCAAUGGAGGAGAAAUGACUCAGCUUGAAUAUUAUAAUUUCUUGAAGCCAGAAGAAACCUUCUGAAUCAUUGUAAAUGUUUUUUUUUUCCUUGGUAGUGAUUUCUGAUCUCUGUUUAUAUCAUGCUUCCUCUUCUCUAAAUUCAUUAGGGGACUGAAAUACUCGUAUACAUUGUAAAUAUCCGAGGAAAAUGAAACGAGUCCAACUACUUUUUAUUUUACCAACAUGGAUCAUUCAACUUAAA
Molecule: messenger RNA, 1472 nt
Organism: Rosa chinensis
Lineage: Eukaryota; Viridiplantae; Streptophyta; Magnoliopsida; Rosales; Rosaceae
Product: autophagy-related protein 18a
Exons: 4
Coding region: 104-1294 (396 amino acids)
Biological process (GO): protein localization to phagophore assembly site; protein lipidation; autophagy of mitochondrion
Cellular component (GO): extrinsic component of membrane; phagophore assembly site membrane; cytosol
Molecular function (GO): phosphatidylinositol-3-phosphate binding; protein binding; phosphatidylinositol-3,5-bisphosphate binding
Source: RefSeq, a predicted model, not a curated record